This is a messenger RNA of Coccomyxa subellipsoidea C-169, 1923 nucleotides long. RefSeq names its product alanine-glyoxylate transaminase. The record is from RefSeq and is a predicted model, not a curated record. Gene Ontology annotation, molecular function: L-serine:pyruvate transaminase activity; L-alanine:glyoxylate transaminase activity. Lineage: Eukaryota; Viridiplantae; Chlorophyta; Trebouxiophyceae; Coccomyxaceae. The transcript has 9 exons. The coding region runs from base 50 to 1321 and encodes 423 amino acids. Gene Ontology annotation, cellular component: peroxisome.
GAGGUUUUUGGUUCUUGGUGGUGCAGUGUUUGCCAGAUAACGAGCAGCUAUGGGUAGGUCUGCACUGCUGCGGGCGCUGCAGACCUUUAGGUCUCAGCAGAGGUCGUUCUCCAGCACGACGCAGGCCCUGGCUGCCAAUGCCGCUAGGCCAGGAGAGACCCUGCCAGAGAUGCUCCCUUAUGCGGGACCUAGCACAGUCAUCGAUGUGCCGAGCAGGCUGCUCAUGGGGCCUGGUCCAGCGAACUCACACCCUAGGGUGCUCGCUGCUCAGACUCUGCCUCUUCUAGGCCACAUGCACCCUCCAUUCUUCAAGAUCAUGGAUGAGAUUCAGCAGGGUCUCCAAUACGUGUUCCAAACAAGCAGCAAGUACACGCUCCUGAUCAGCGGCACAGGGCACGCAGGCAUGGAGGCCACAAUCACAAAUCUUGUCGAGCCAGGCGAGACUAUUCUAGUCGGAAACAACGGUAUCUGGGGCUCGAGGGUGUGCGACAUGGCCGCCAGAUACGGAGCCAAUGUGAUCAACCUCCAGAAGGAAGCCGGGAGGGCCUUCAGCUUUGAGGAGCUUUCAAGGGCAGUCACAGAGCACAAGCCAGCUGUUCUCUUCCUUUGCCAGGGAGAGAGCAGCUCGGGGGUGCACCAGAACCUGUCGGGGCUGGGCAAGCUCUGCAAGGACAACGGCACCCUGCUGUUGGUGGACACUGUUUGCUCGCUGGGCGGCGUGCCCCUCUUUGCCGAUGACUGGGGCAUCGAUGCCAUCUACUCCGGCUCCCAGAAAGUACUCGCUGCACCCCCAGGUGGCGCACCGCUGUUCCUGAGUCAGAGGGCGUUCGACAAGCUCAAGGCACGGAAGACCAAGCCGGGCUCGUACAACCUCGACCUCAACUUAGUGGGCGACUACUGGAGCUGGCACGGAGGGCGUUCGUACCAUCAUACUGGCAUGGUUAGCAUGUGGUACGCGAUGAGGGAGGCUCUGGCGCUGGUGGGCGAGGAGGGGCUGGAGCCCAUGUGGGCCAGGCACCAGCGCAUGCACGAGCAGCUGUGGGCAGGCCUCACCGAGAUGGGCCUGGAGCCUUUCGUGGAGAACCCCGAUGAGCGUCUCAUCACUGUCAACACUAUCAAGGUGCCGGAGGGCGUGGACUGGGCAGCAGUGGUGAAAAAUGCGAUGGACACGUACUCUGUAGAGAUUGCCGGCGGCCUGGGCCCCACAGUGGGCAAGGUGUGGCGCGUGGGCAUCAUGGGCUACAAUGCCCAGCCGCAGAACAUUGAGCUGGUCCUGGCAUCCUUCAGGGACGGCCUGCGCAAGCAGGGCCGCCUGCCCUGAGCACUCCGCACAGUCACCGCAUGCACAGCCACCUGCUUUUUACAAAGCUCCCUCACCCUCAACGGGGUGGAGGGUCAGAAGUGGGCUGGCUUAUUCACAACCCUCAACAGGGAGGACAAUCAGAAUUGGGCUGGCACACUGACGAGGACGAGGGACGGCUUGCAACUUCUGUGGUACUGCUGUUUGAGAGGUACUGUCAGGACGAGGACUGCAGCUGCAGGUAGUGCUGUUGAAGGGAGUUGAAACCUGUAGAGACAUGAGAUUUAUCUCAAGGACAUACAGCUCUGUACAGCGUUCAGAAGUGUCCCAGCAUACUUGUGUGAGGCAAUGGUGAGAGGCCAGGACUGUGGGUUGUGUCAUUUUGGACCCUGGUGGGGGUUCCUGGGCAGAUAUAUUCUUUAGAAGCAAUGGAAUGGCAUCAGGGACGCCAUCAGGGAAAUGCGGGGUGUAUGCAUCAUGCAAAGUGCACGGUGUGUCUCUGCGGCAGCAGUAGUUUCAAAAAAAUUGGGCAUACUAAAGUUCUGCAACUGUAAAGAUACUUUACAUUGUUUGCGCGAUUGACUCUCUAAUUACAGAAGUGUAAAGGCAUGCGCACGUGCACA